Molecule: messenger RNA, 4773 nt
Organism: Malurus melanocephalus (red-backed fairy wren)
Lineage: Eukaryota; Metazoa; Chordata; Aves; Passeriformes; Maluridae
Gene: PALM
Product: paralemmin
Exons: 14
Coding region: 1-4218 (1405 amino acids)
Biological process (GO): regulation of cell shape
Cellular component (GO): membrane
Source: RefSeq, a predicted model, not a curated record
AUGGCGCCGUUGCCAUGGCACUGUUGCCAGGGAACCAUUGCCAGGGAGCCGCCUCCAUCAGUCACCAGGGCCGGCGGCAGCGGGGCCCCAUCGCUCCGAGCCCYGGAGAACGGGCGGGAUGGGGCUGUUGGAGAGCGUGCCUGUCCUGGGGUAUUGGGCAGGACAGGGGUCAAGGGGUGCCCGGAGGAGCCGUGCAGGCUCCAGGGAAGUGAGGAGGAAACAGCCGRUGGAAGGGAAGGGUUGACCCUUCGUGUGCCAUGGCGUCUGGGUUGGUGUUUGGGCACUGUCGCGGUCACCUGCCGCUGGAGCCACCCCUCACUGCUGCUCUCUGAUCUCUGCAGGGUCGUGGAGGCCAGCACCCUUCAGCAGGAGAGGCUGCAGGCCAUCGCGGAGAAGCGGAAGCGUCAGACGGAGAUCGAGAACAAAAGGCGGCAGCUCGAGGAUGACAGGCGGCAGCUGCAGCAUCUCAAGUCCAAGGCUCUGCGGGAGAGAUGGCUCCUGGAGGGGGCUCCGGCUUCUGCCUCCGAGGAGGAAGAGGCCAUGAAGAAACAGAUGCAGGAGGAUGAGGUGAAGACCAAGGAGCUGGAGGARUCCAUCCAGAGGCUGGAGAAGGAGCUGGAGACGCUGGAGAACAGCACCUCCGUGGCUUCCACCAAGGAGAACCUGGCAGAGGCGGCCAAGGAGGAGAAGGCUGAGGCCGUCCCCAACGUGAAGAAGAGUCCCCUGGGCACAGUAAAGGGCGCUCGUGUCUCCUCUCCACCUCCAGCCGACAAGAGGCUCUCCAGCAGCCCCAUGAAGGCAGUGGAAGGCACUGACAUGAUGAAGGCGGCCAUGUACUCGGUGGAGAUCACAGUGGAAAAGGACAGAGUGACUGGGGAGACCAAGGUCCUGUCCAGCACCACCAUGCUCCCCCAGAACCACUGUCUGCAGGGGGUCAAAGUGUACGAGGAUGAGACCAAAGUGGUACACGCGGUGACCGCCGAGGACGGAGCCCUGCAGAAYGGAGCCCACCCGCUCAGCUCCUCCGAGGUGGACGAGCUCCUSCACAAGGCGGACGAGGCGAGCGAAGGCGCCGGGCGUCAGACCCCGGCCAAGGCUGGCCCGGGCAGCCAGAAACCSACACCGCGCCGGGAGAUCACCGGGCUUCAGGCAAAGCCGCGGGACAGCGGCACGGCGGCCACGGGCGACGGGACGGAGCAGCCCGUCACCAUGAUCUUCAUGGGCUACCAGAACGUGGAGGAUGAGAACGAGACCAAGAAGGUGCUGGGGCUGGAGGGCACCAUCAAGGCGGAGCUGGUGGUGAUCGAGGACGCCGAGAGCAAGCCGGAGCCGGCGCACAAGGACCACACGCCGCCCAACGGCACGGCGCUGGAGCCGGCGGCCGCGCAGCCGCUGGGCGAGGAGGGCGCGGGCGGGCAGAAGCCCGGCGCCAACGCCACGGACGCCAAGGAGGCCGAGCAGGAGACAGACGCGAAGAAGCAGCGCUGCAAGUGCUGCACGAACCGGGGAGAUCCAACAUGGUGCCAAGGGGGCUGCGGCGGGCCCCGUCCGCCCCACACCGGCCCCGCGCCGCCCCCCAACCAGCGCUGCCUGUGGUAUUUAUUAGUGACCCCCCUCGUCCCCGCCUGCCGCCGACACCGGGGCCGCUCCCUCCGGCACCGGCACCGCCACCGUCACCGCCAUCGCCAUCGCCUCGCCCGCCGCCGGAGGACGGAGCCGCCGGGCAGGGGAUCGGAGGACGACACUGUGUCCGUAGAUGACUCCCCGGGAGCCGGCAGCCGGACUCCGAGGGUGACCUCGAAGCUGAGCAGUGGCCCCUGUUUGGGACAAGGCUGGCACAGGGGUGACCCGUCCCAGGAGAUGGACAGAGUCACCAGGCACUUGGUGUUCCAGCUGCCACAGGCCUCGCACCGGCACGACUCGCUGGCAGAGCUGAGGGCCAGCAGUGACGAUGACCUGUUUGGCUCCACUCAACGCAGCCCCCAGAGAGUGGAGAAUGGCUACAGCUGGAAGAGGAGAUCCCAGUCACCCUCGUAUUUCCUGGAGGGUGGAAGAGAUGUCUGGACCCCGUCCCUGGACAGGGAGUCCAAGCUAGAGGUGGUGAGAUCAGGAAGCCUGUACGACCUCCGGGCUUACAGGGGAGAGAGGAAGCCCUCAAAGCUCUAUGAUGAUGAGGAGCAAGACCUGUACAGGGUCCCUCCACCCAACAUCUCACCCCAGAAAGCCAGGGAGCUCGAAGAYGAGAGGAAAGAAGUCAUCCGGAGCCAGGUGAUGAGGAAGAGCUCCACCAUCGCGGAGAGGUGGAGCUCUGUGGAUGAGCUGAGCUCCAUCAGCCCCGGCRUGGGCAGCCAGGGUGACAGCAGGCACUCAGGCAGUGUCCCCACCAGCUUUGCCAUCUGCUUUGACAAGCCUUCCCCAGGCAGGGCUGUGACACCCGUUGACCCUGAGAACAUCGACACRGAGCAGAUCAACUUCUCUGCGGCUCGGCAGCAGUUCCUGAUGCUGGAAAAGAGCAGCCCGGGCUCAUUUUUCAGCCCAGGGCAGCAGGCCAUGUCCCCAAGGCCAGAAUCAGUGACAAAAAUCUCCAGGGAAGAAUGGUACAGCCCUGAGAUGGCCACAAAAGCCACGAGAGGCUACAGCAGUGCUGGGGCAUCGAGCCAGAGCAGGACAGACAAGGUUUACCAGGUUUAUGGUGUGUCCUCAUACAAGACACCUGAGAAAGAGGAGGUUUAUCCUCCCAGAAAGGCUCACACAGAAAGGUCGUAUCCCAUCGGGAAGACGUCCAUCCUGACCAAAGCRUGGUCCAGAGAAGACCUGGACUCUGGUUUGGGUGAGAUGUACAACGAAGGCACUGCAGGCUACGCCAGCGAUGGAAGCACCUCCAACGAGACCUUCCAUGUGGAUCUGAGRGCUGGCAGCAACGGGCUGAGAGAGAGGGAGAAGGAGACGAGGGUCAGCAACGAGACACCCAUCGAGAGGGAGAUCCGCAUGGCCAUGGAGAGGGAGGAGAACCUCUGGAAGGAGAGGGGGAUCCAGCGGCUGACUUCCAGCAGCGAGCUGGUGGAGAUCCAGACCAAGCCUGUCUUCAACAUUCACACAUCUCCCGGGCCAGGCAGGAAAGGGAAGGACAAAGGCCGCGCUUCCCUUUACGUCCAGAGGGAAAUCGAGCAGGAAACSAAGCGAGAGGAAGAUCUGAAGAGGCAGGGGAGGCUGCUGGGGGCKUACGACAGGGGGACGCAGCAGGAGCUGGAUGAGCGCAGGAGGGUGUUCGAGCAGGAGGAAGCCCCCCAGCAGAAACCCACUCCCCUGAAGCGGGCAGAGCAGAGGAGGAGCUGGCUUAAAGAGUUUGUGGUGGAGCAGCCCUCAAGCCCCAGCCCUGCGGAAGACACCGCCAGGGGUGGGAAAAGYGUUCCCAGCUACACAGCGAGCAUCGCGCACUUCCAGCUGUCCCAGCCGCGCUUCGCCGCCAGCGAGAGGAGCCGGGAGCAGCCCUGGGUGUCCCGGCACGCUUCCGCCAGCUCCAGCAAAUGGGGGAGCGAGGAUUCCUGCGGAGGAAAACUUCCCGGCUCCACCCCGAGCCCCGCCAGCACCGCUGUCCUGCCCAGAGAGUAUUUCUCCCUCUCCUUCUGGAAGCCCAAGGUGUCCUUCGUGGACGAGCACAUGGGGACRCAGCAGAGCCCGCUGUGGAGGGAGGGUGGCCGGGAGGAGCAGUACCGCCUGCGGACGUGGAAGCCGCAGACAUCGGCGCUGAUCGAGGAGGAGAUCAGGAGUGAYCUGCAGAGGGAAGAGGAGCUGCAGGAGCAGCGGCGGCGGCUGCGGCUGGUGGACACCAACGGCGAUGGCGUUGCCCAGGAGGGCUCCCGCUCUCGGCACAGCUCUGCUGCCUCAGGUGCCAGCGGCAACUACUCGGUGUCCGGCUCUCCUGCCUCCUCUCCUGCCUCACACCAGACAGGGAUCCUGACGCUGAUAUCAUCCUUCACCCCACUGAGAGUGACCAGCUCCUCCCCGGGCAGCGCAGACACCCUCACCCCCGACUCAUCGCGUUCCAGCCCCUUUGAGGAGCGCAGGAGGAGGGUGAAGGAGGACGGAAAGUACGCAGGCAUUGAACCCGUUGACAAGGUCAACACAGAGGUGGUGGAAAGCACCCGAGUGUUUCGGCACAAGAGCGUCAUGGCCCAGCGCUGGGAGGCCGGGCAGUACGUGCGGGAUGAGGACUGAGGGACCCCUGCCUCGGGGGCUCRCCCCGUUCAGGAUCAGCUCAUGUGUGACCUAAAUACUCGAUCAGUUCCACCCUUGGCCRUCGCAACAAUCGGAGACGUGUACUCUGCAAAUCAGUCUGGUUUAUUGUUAAACUGAUAAUCCUUCCAUGCAAUAGAUCUGCUCCUUCCUCCUCCUCCUCCCUGUGGGGUGGAGGAACACUUUUUUUUUUCUUAAGACGGGGAAAAAUUGGAUCAGUAUCUUUUUAAUCACUUCCGCCUGGAGCCAGCCAGGUGAAAUCACCCGGUAAUUCACUUUGCCCCUUGGGAGCUGUGUCUCAGGCUUACAAAAAAGCUGUUUUAUUUCUCAGUGGUUUUAGGUUUUUAAGUACCACGAGGCUGARCAUUGCCCUGGGGGUACCUGGACCGAAGCCUCUGGAUAAGCGUUGCCAUGGGACUUGGGAAUCAACAUUGGUUUAACUCCUGUGAUCCACGGAGAUGCAGCAAUGGAAUAUAAAUAUAUAUAUAUAUAUAAAUGCUGUUUAUUUUGCUAAUUUAUUAAAGAGUUGUUGCUUUC